AUGGCGCCCGUGAGAGCCUGCCGACAAUGCAAGACUGCGAAAGCCAAGUGCGAUCUUACCAGUCCAACCUGCGGCCGUUGUUCUCGACGAGACCUGACAUGCUCUGGACCUGCCCAAGCCCAACCUGGCUUUACCUUCUUGUCCGAGAACAAAGUGGCACAAAGGAACUCCGUCUUAGCAAGAAGACCUCGCGCGUCAGGCCGUGGCACACCCAUGGCAAUCAGGUCGCCGCCACAGCUGAUGGCGAACCUGGAUCUUGUCGAAGUUCCCGUCGAACAGUUACAGCAAUUCUACUACUGGCUCACCGAUGCCGCUCUUGCCGAAGUUCCAGGGCCACUGAAACGAAGCAUCGAGGCCAGAGCAAUUGAGCGCUUCUUCCUGAACUGGACCCUGAACCCUACCAACGACGGCGUGGCUCCGGGAUACAUGUACGACCUUCCCGAGCUGUACGCCGGUGCCGCCCCGGGCUCUGUAUUGUGGCAUGCCGUACGAGCAGUGGCAUUUGCGGAGCUCAAAGGCUUCGAUGGCGGCUCCUUCAUCCUUCAAGCACGCCAGGACUACGGCGGGGCUUUGACACGCAUGAGAAGCAUAGCGGAAGAUAAUACAAAGUGGGCGGAGGACCGUAUCCUCGCUGCUCUGCUGCUGAUCGAUCAUUUCGAGACGAUUUACCUGUCACGUCUUCAGCCUUUAGGUCCGCACAAAGACGCCUUAGUGCAUGCUUUGAACAUGCGAGGUGAGGAGCAUUCCCGCGCUCGCCCACGCUUCGAAUUGUGGCGAACUGCGAUGAUGAGGCUGCAGGCCACACAGAUCGUGAGAAGGGAGAAGCCGUUCGACUGGCAGCUGGCUUGGAUCAGCAAGCUCAACACCAGCCUGCCAGACGUGCAUGUCUGUGUCGAUGUCAUGCGGAUGGUCAUUCUCUGCGCAGCAGCUAGAAAAUUUAUGGCGGAAGGUAGAACUGAGGAGGUAGAAGAAGCCGCACGCCUUACAAGAACGAUGGAAGAUGUGAUCGAAUCAAUGGAAGCUUGGUCAAAUCAAGUCGCAGAGGCGUGGCGGUCGGAGAGCAUGAGACCUGUCGAUACGACUGACUCGGAGGCGAGCAGAUUACUCUUGGCUUUGCCUCGUCUGCCGGUGCUUCACUACAAUGACCCGUGGCUGGCAUACAAGUGGAACUUCCAUGUGGCGAGCCAGAUUGUCUUGAGGGAGUCCAUGUCCGAAAUGCUGGAGCGGUGUGAUCUAAGUCCGCAAUCCAGCGUCCGCACCCAGCAGCAUGCAGAGGCUGUCGUGGCACUGGCUGGGGAGAUUAUAGCGUCUCUUCCGCCUCUCCUUAGUCUGGCCGAUAAACAGUCGUACAAGAAAGGGCAACGAGAACCGCAGGGGAAGAUGGCCGGGAGAUACUUUGCCGUAUUUGCACUGCGAGUAGUUGAAAGGGCGCGAUUCGCCUUGCCUGAGCAGAAAAUGACUGUGACUAGAGUCCUCGACUGGCUACAUGCAGUCCACGGACUAGAAUGA
Molecule: messenger RNA, 1509 nt
Organism: Saxophila tyrrhenica
Lineage: Eukaryota; Fungi; Ascomycota; Dothideomycetes; Mycosphaerellales; Extremaceae
Exons: 2
Coding region: 1-1509 (502 amino acids)
Biological process (GO): regulation of DNA-templated transcription
Molecular function (GO): DNA-binding transcription factor activity, RNA polymerase II-specific; zinc ion binding
Source: RefSeq, a predicted model, not a curated record